AUGGUUGAGUUGCUAAUUAUGAGAUGAGACGAUGAUAACCAACCAAUGCGCACAUCGAAAACCUCGGAAUAUCUCAUAAAGGAAACGUUGGGAAAUUAUUUGAGGCAUGGUGUUUAUGUUGCAGAUCGCUGGUUCGGCUAUUUGGGCAGUUCAAAUUCGCAAAUGAGGGAUUCUGGAGCUUAUUUCAUGGAGAAGUCCUCCCGUACAGAACGCAAAGACUACGAAAAGGAACACAAUAGGUCUCCUCCACCUGAAUGGCAACCGAAGAUCGAUAAGGCUCGUUUACAACUGGGAAGGUUCGAGGAAAUGGAGAGCAUUCCGAAGCUUAUGGCCCGUCUAGGACAGUGUUUCACCCAAAGCAAGGUAUGUUGUGUACUCUUUCGUGGAUAUUAA
Molecule: messenger RNA, 393 nt
Organism: Haemonchus placei
Lineage: Eukaryota; Metazoa; Nematoda; Chromadorea; Rhabditida; Trichostrongylidae
Source: the annotation of a GenBank genome assembly